CAGGGAGGAAGUUUUCACAAAUUUUUCAAGGGUGUGAAGGUGAACAUAUCUACUGGUAAAGACACAUUUACAGACAUGGAGAGCAAGCUGAUGUUUUUGGUGGUUUGUGUGAUUGGUUGUGCAGUGUCUUGCAUUAAGGCUGAUGGACACCUAUCAACGCCAACAAAUUUAACCUCCAACAUCACCCGCAAUGAGUGUGGAAAAACCAAACUAUGUUUGGACAACCCUAAAGGAUGUGACCCUUCAGGCAGCUCUCAGUGUUUCUUCACCUCGGUACAGAUUAAUUUAACCACCCUCAAUCUGAAGGUUGAGCUCAGUGGCAACUCCAGCGGUUACAUUGCUUUAGCAGCUGGAGUGACAUCUAGUGUGGUUCAGGGCCUCAAUAUCAUCUUUGUCUGUGGCAAUAAUAAUGGCAGGUUCUUCUUCCGGACUGCAACACUCUUAAAUAAUACACUGCUGACAACAAAUGUACCCAAUGUAAGCAAUAUCCAGGGUUCAAUACAACCAAGCUUGAUUCAGUGUGUUUUCAGCAUCCCCAUUGAUGCAAACACUAUCAACUUCCUAAACAAUGUCAAUGUCAAAAAUGUCAACAUUAGCAACAUUGCUAAUUCCCAGCUGAAUGUUUUCCUUGACAUCUUCCAGGGUUCAACCAAUGGAACUGUUCUGGGAGAACCAAAAAGUGUAUUUGGGUCCUCUGUUCCAGUGAAUCUAGCUGAUGUCAACUCUACUAAUGUUGUAAGCCCCACAGCUAAUUCAAAAGCCAGCAUCUCACUCAACAGCCUACUGAGUCAUGCUGCAAUUUGCCUACUCAGUAUCUUCUUGCAUCUGAUCUGAGGGGCCUGAGAGAGACCUGAAGACUAAUCGUGCUGUGGGUGGAGUAGUAUAGAUAUGCACUAGCAUCAGCAUGUUUUCACUGGUUUCUUUCUUUAUUUGAUUCUUAGAUUAUUCACAAAUAUAUAGGAAACCCAUGUAUGUUUGACAUAUACAGGGUGUUGGACACAUAUAAUAAAGCCUAAUUAAUCUUUUAAUGAUCCUCUAACAUUAUACUGACAGUGGAAAUGGUCCUGAAAACUUUUUAAAGUUACAUUUAAAGCUUAUUAACAAACAUAAUAACAUUAAAAUACAGUGUUAUUUUU
Molecule: messenger RNA, 1136 nt
Organism: Sinocyclocheilus anshuiensis
Lineage: Eukaryota; Metazoa; Chordata; Actinopteri; Cypriniformes; Cyprinidae
Product: putative ferric-chelate reductase 1
Exons: 7
Coding region: 76-834 (252 amino acids)
Biological process (GO): regulation of postsynaptic membrane neurotransmitter receptor levels; regulation of glutamate receptor signaling pathway
Source: RefSeq, a predicted model, not a curated record